CUUCGAACCGGAAGCAAAUUUGUGGGGUCAUGGAAACUUUGAAACGUUUUCUGUCGGAUGCACGCAUGUAAACAUAACCUCUUGUUUAGUUGGUGUAAGACCAACAACAGGUCAUGCAUGCCUCUCAAGGGGGUACGAAUUUGAAACAUUAGUAUUGCAGUAAAUUAUUGAGCAAAAAUGUCUAUGGAAGAUCCGUUUUUCGUCGUCAAAUGUGAGGUCCAGAAGGCGGUGAACACUGCCCAAGGGCUGUACCAGAGAUGGAGCGAGCUGCUACAGGAUCCCAGUGGUACUUCCAAGGAGGAGGUGGACUGGACCACAAAUGAGUUGAGAAAUAGUCUGCGGUCCAUCGAAUGGGACCUGGAGGAUCUCGAUGAGACCAUCAGUAUUGUUGAAUCAAACCCUAAGAAGUUCAAUCUGGACACAGUGGAGCUGACCAAACGGAAAGGCUUCAUCACAAGCACUAGACAAACUGUUAAGGAAAUGAAAGACCACAUGUCCAGUCCAACAGCCUUAGCCAUGUCAGACAAGAAAAAUAGACAGGCUCUGUUAGGGAAUAGUGGGUCUCAAGGCCCAAUCUGGCAACCAGGACCUGACAAAUACACCCGUCUGGACCAAGAGCUACGUACGGCCAACUCCAUGUUCAUUGAUGAGCAGCAAACCCAGCAGCAGCUCAUGGCAGAGCAGCAGGAUGACCAGCUGGAGCUGGUGUCUGGGACCAUCGGGGUGCUGAAGAACAUGUCUGAGAGGAUUGGUAUGGAGCUGGAUGAACAGACCGUGAUGCUAGAUGACUUCUCCAAUGAGAUGGAAGGUACCCACUCCAGACUAGACAAUGUCAUGAAGAAGCUGGCCAAGGUCUCCAACAUGACCACCGGGAAUGUCUGUGCCAGACGACCUGGAGUCAUAAAGGGUCACGGCUGGAGAGGAAGGAAAAGUACCCCCCCACACCCCAUCAAAUGGUUGCACCACCUUAUAAGGAAACACCCUCAGGAAGCUUUCAACAGGAAGAACUCAGGAGACAGGGAGUCAAAUGAAAUCUGGCCGUUUUUUUGUCAGGAUAUCCUGCCGGUUCUUUCCCCCCAGCCCCUAGACAAUGUGCCUGCCGGUACUUUCCCCCCGGCCCCUAGACAAUGUUCUUAGGGUUUUAUAUAGUAUUAUUCCCCUGCUAUUUUUUCCCCCCCUUUGCAACAUGCCACUCCAGUUGCAACUUUAAAAUAUGAUUGUUUCAGGUUGAAAGACAUGAUAGCCUUCAUAGAACAUAAAUUCCUCACAAUUGUAUGUAUUUGGACCUUUCAUGCCUUAAUAUGUCUGAAAUAAUUGUGUUAUUUAUUUAUUUUUACAUAAAAUAAAAAAAACUGCAGAUCAAUUGCUCCUCACGUUGUUUGAUACAGUUCACCCUCCUCUCUUUCUCUCUUCCCUUCUCUUGCAGACCGCCGACAGUGGUGUGCUAUCGGCAUUCUACUGGCCAUUCUGUUUGUGGUCGUCAUGCUCCUCUUAAUCCUAUGAUGACCGUCCACCACCACAACAACACCCCUGUCUCCGUUUGACCAUAGGGAUGGACUUUACAUGGGGCUUGGGAAAACAUCAAGGUUUCCAUUGACAUAGGGAAAUGGCUAUCUACCCCAACCCUCUUUUUACUACAUACUGCUGAAUAUACAGCGAUUCUUCCAUAGCUGGUGCAAGUUUCUGCUCAAGCAACAUUCUCAGUUGUCAUUUUAGCACUAAACUUAAACCUUCCUUGGCAUCUCUAUGUAGGAUUUGGCCCUAUGUGAAUACUAGGCUACAAAAUAUUUUCCGGAAACCCAUUUGAGGUAAACCAGGGUAUAACCAGGGUCGUUGCAUACUCCUUGUGACAUUUUAGUGUUCAUAUUCAGAGAAUAAUGUAUGAAGAAGACUCCACUCCGCUUAUCUAAUCGUUAGUGUUUUUAUUGAAAGGGGCUUGUCUAUCGUUUCUCGCUGGAAAAACCCCUACGGCUACCUGAUGCACUGUUGGCAUAAAACGUUUAUAUGUAUAUAUAGUAAACUGUAUAUAUAAUCUUAAUUGAAACAAAACACUGGAGUUCCCUAACAAGGAAAAUAAUAUAUAUUGCUAAGUGGGUAUACAUAUCACUAACCACACUAAAAUGGUUCACCUUAAUGUGUUAUUAUAUAUUUUUCUUAAUCUAUGUUCUUUCUUUUUGUAUGUGUGUAUUUUGGCGUAUAGGCUUAUACACGAUCAACAGGUGUUUAACACUCGCCUGCAAGAUCAAGUCGCUGCCUGCAAUACUGAACGUAGUGGAGCAUAUCCAUAGACAUCUGGAACAGGGCUCAAUCCUGAAUUUAUGUGUCUAACGUGAGCAGUCUUAUCUUGUACGUAAAGUGGCAUGAUCUAGAAGUCCUUCUACCACAUGUCUAUAUGUUUGGUAUCUUUCAGUCCGACAACAUUUCACCAUGAGGGUCAUUCUAAAGACUAUAUGCUUAUGAACAGUGUGUGACACACCCCCAGGUGUACUUGAAUCUAGCAUGUCAACAGAUCUAAGGUUGUUUAUCUCAGCGACUAAGGGUCAUGCAUUUGUUUUGGAAUGUGGUUAUGUGGUUUUUACAAGUCCUUUAUUCCAAAGGCUUGUGUUAAAAAAAAAAAACGCUAAUUGAGAAGCCUGACCUGUGUUGUGGUUUAUCAGUGUUACAGGAACCCUGUUGUAAAAAUGAUUAAUGGGGGAAAUCAUUUGACUGUCAUGCCUGGGUCGUAUUCAUUUGGGUACUCCAUAGCAAAACAUUUUGCAACAGACAAGUAAUGUUUAAUUUCAGUCAGCUUUCUUCUGUUUGGUGCUUAAUGAAUACAGCCCUGGGUGUUGCAAUAAGACAGACUGAGAACAGAGAUCUGCAUAGCCAGUGCUGUUUGCUGAUACUGUAGUAGGCUGAUGCUCUAUGUUAUGCUAGGGCUGGAAACUUAAUUUUGAUCUUGCUUCCCUGUACCUCGCCCCUACCUUGGGUUCCAGGAUAAAUCGUAAAUUGAGGGUUGAAUGAAUCUUCUCUGUGUGUUCCUAUACAGUUCAAGGAGAAUGAUACUGUUAUGUUAGUUAUUGUGGAAACCUGGUAACAGUUUGAUUUGAAUAGGCCUCAACUCAUUUGAGGACUUGAUAUGAACGUAAUACAUUAAUUGACUGUAUUUUAGGUUGUACUACCUCAAUCCACAAGUGACAGUAAAUCAAGACAGUCAAAUAAUGCAAUACACCAGAAUGAUCAUGUGAUGGUACUACUAUAUGAAAUAUAAUGGACACUAGUGAUCAAAUCUGAGUUCUGAAAACACUCCACAGUCUUCUUUCAAAGGUUUUAUGAAGUUAGAAAGAAAUAUUGUAUGUCAAUUGUUUUUAUUAGUUGUUUAUUUAUUAUUUCAUGACGGUUAGUUAACACAAGUUUACUGUAAGUUAACUGUACAGUAUUGCAUUUAUAGUGUAUAUGACAUCAUUAGGUAGAAAACAUUUACUAACAUUUCUUUGUUUUCUUUUGGUCUCUUUAAAAAAAAAAAAAUUAAAUGGUCUCUUUUAAGCGUCCACACAUUUUCAGCAGUGUUAUAUCUGGUAGAAAGGGUGUGAGUUGGUUGAAAAUAUUGGCAUUUAUUUCAGAUUAUGGAUAUUUUGAAAGCAUGACAAUGACCCAGACAAUGAUGUACCAUCUGAAAAUCACUUGUCAGUCACAAUUUUGAAUUUAUUGAAGUUGCAAGUAAUUGUGAUGCCGUAUUACGAUACAAAGUACCCUCAGUAUUUAUACUGUACUUAAUGCACAGCAAAGUCACUGGUGAUAGGUGGAUGAGACCUAUUUGGUGUAUGUGAUAAUAAAUAGUACUGUUUGUGGAGAAUGGGUACAGUCCAUGACAUUGGAAGUCAAGAUUAGUGUUUGAUUGGAUUAAACAACUGUGUUCCCAUAGAGGAGGAGGCGAAGCUAGAGGUUUCACUCGCCAAAAUCUGAUUUAAGCUUGUCGCCCGCCCGCCUUUGGGACAACGACUGCCAUUUUUAGGGCAGAGACAUAAGCAUGAUCUCGUCAUCAUAUACAGAUGUCUGGUGUUCCUCUUGUUUGUGUAGUCAUGCGUCUGGAGUGUAUAAAAAUGCUUUUUACCCUUGAACUUUGACUUCAUGUCAUCGUAUCAUCAUGGCUGUGCGUCUGUCCUGAAAAUAAAACAGCAAGCAGGAUGCUGCGAAUAUUCA
This is a messenger RNA of Oncorhynchus nerka (sockeye salmon), 4182 nucleotides long. Its product is annotated as syntaxin-6-like. The transcript has 8 exons. Bases 178 to 1137 code for a protein of 319 amino acids. Gene Ontology annotation, cellular component: synaptic vesicle membrane; endomembrane system; SNARE complex. Lineage: Eukaryota; Metazoa; Chordata; Actinopteri; Salmoniformes; Salmonidae. Gene Ontology annotation, biological process: intracellular protein transport; vesicle fusion; retrograde transport, endosome to Golgi. The record is from RefSeq and is a predicted model, not a curated record. Gene Ontology annotation, molecular function: SNARE binding; SNAP receptor activity.